CAGGAAUGUAACAGUACGAGCUCACACGUUCACGCGCAGAGGACUCGCGCUGUCGGACUCACGAGAGGAACUGUGCGAUGUGCGCGGACUCUCCAGCAGAUUCAAAAGAAAGCGUUGUCCUGCGACGUCGUAACUGAAGAGCCAGUUGACUUGAGUCUGACUCACGAAAAAGUCAAAGUUUGCUGCAGAUAAAUAAGAAAACUGUAGGUUGAACAGCUGACAGCUCGAGCCCAACCCACCACGCUGGCAAUCCGCUGUGACUGGACUGUUAAUUCAUCCGAACCGCUGAACUGAACUGCUUAGAAACCAGCAAAAUAUCUAGUAAACCACAGUGUUAGUCUUUCUAUCUCUCUUAGAUACGAAGUUUUGUCUGUACGUUUUGCAAAAUGUUCAGCUGGGCGAACAAGGACGGGAAGAAAAAGGACCCCGAACUGUUUCAGACAGUGUCGGACGGGUUGAAGCGAUUGUACAGGACCAAAUUAUUUCCAUUAGAAGACACGUAUCGCUUCCAUGAUUUCCACUCUCCGGCUCUGGAGGACGCCGAUUUCGACAACAAACCCAUGGUAUUGUUAGUUGGGCAGUAUUCCACGGGGAAAACAACUUUUAUUCGGCAUCUUAUGGAGCAGGAUUUUCCCGGAAUGCGCAUAGGCCCCGAACCGACCACGGACUCAUUCAUUGCGGUCAUGUACGGGGACCAGGAGGGGCUCAUCCCGGGCAACGCUUUAGUGGUUGACCCUAAGAAACCUUUCCGAAAACUUAACGCCUUUGGAAACGCCUUUCUCAACAGGUUUAUAUGUGCUCAAAUGCCAAAUCCAGUGCUGGACAGCAUCAGCAUCAUAGACACUCCUGGGAUUCUGUCCGGAGAGAAACAGCGGAUCAGCAGAGGUUACGACUUCGCAGCUGUGCUCGAAUGGUUUGCGGAACGCGUGGACCGCAUCAUUCUUCUCUUUGACGCACACAAGUUGGACAUCUCAGAUGAGUUCUCUGAGGUGAUCCGCGCCCUGAAGAACCAUGAGGACAAGAUGCGGGUGGUGCUCAACAAAGCUGACCAGAUCGGCACUCAGCAGCUCAUGAGGGUGUAUGGUGCCCUCAUGUGGUCUCUUGGUAAAAUUGUCAACACUCCAGAGGUGAUCCGAGUGUAUAUCGGCUCUUUCUGGGCUCAGCCACUGCUGGUUCCUGAUAACAGGAAACUGUUUGAGGCAGAGGAGCAAGACCUUUUCCGUGACAUCCAAGGACUUCCACGUAAUGCAGCACUUCGCAAGUUAAAUGACCUAAUCAAACGUGCCCGUCUAGCAAAAGUUCAUGCCUACAUCAUCAGUGCUUUGAAAAAAGAAAUGCCAAACAUGUUUGGGAAAGAGAAUAAGAAAAAGGAGCUCAUUGCCAACCUGGGUGAAAUCUACACAAAGAUUGAAAAAGAGCAUCAGAUCUCCCCUGGUGAUUUCCCCAAACUCAGUAAAAUGCAGGAAAUUCUUGCUGGUCAGGACUUCACAAAGUUCCAAGCACUAAAGCCCAAGCUGCUGGAAUCAGUGGAGGACAUGCUGGCCAACGACAUCGCCAAACUUAUGACCCUUGUAAGGCAGGAAGAAGCUGCCAUGCCCAGCCAGUCUGUCCAUGGUGGUGCUUUUGAGGGCACCAUGAAUGGACCUUUCGGGCAUGGUUAUGGAGAGGGAGCUGGUGAAGGCAUUGAUGAGCUGGAGUGGAUUGUGGCAAGAGACAAACCAACUUACGAUGAGAUCUUCUACACCCUGUCACCUGUCAAUGGGAAGGUUUCAGGAGCCAUGGCCAAGAAGGAGAUGGUCAAAUCUAAGCUGCCCAACACUGUUCUAGGAAAAAUCUGGAAGCUUGCUGACGUGGAUAAGGAUGGGUUCCUGGAUGACGAGGAGUUUGCCCUGGCUAACCACCUCAUCAAGGUUAAGCUGGAGGGUCACGAAUUACCUGCUGAGCUUCCUGAUCACCUUGUGCCUCCUUCUAAACGAGGACAGUAACACAUUUGGGAAAAUAAAUGUUAUUAUUUAGCCAAACUGAGCAGAAGUUAUGAAAAUGGGUGAAAAAGGGGUCUAUAAAUAUAAAUAUAUAUGCAAAGAAUUUAUGAAAUAAACAAGCAGUUUGUGUUGGAUGUGAAAAGGAGCCAAACAGCUUUUAACUUAUACAUCAUUACAGUUAUUUUGUGGUUUUCAUUAUUAUUUUCACAUUAUCUUCUUUGCUCUUGUUAAACCAGUAGUUUGCAAUCUAAUCAAAACAUAGAAUAUUAAGAAAUCAGAUAACACUGUCACUGUGUUUCUCAAAUUCUAGAUGUAGCCUUAUUCCAUUAAAGCAUGUAGGAUGAUAUGCUGGCAGGGAGGUCCAUUAUGACCAAACAAUUCUGAAGGCUGUAAUAGAAAGCUCUUAGUAGUCACAUAGACUAUUGAAAGUUAGUGAAAUUUGUCAUUUAUUUUUAUUUUUUUUUUUAUCUUUUACACAGUUGUUUUCUGUACUUUUGUUACUUCAGGUGUUCUCACAUUAAAGUCAUGUUUGGAGAAAAGUUUCUGCUUCAUGCUUAAACUAUCAUUAAUUUUCCAAAUGGUCCAUGUCGUUUAUAUUGUUGAUCACUUCUCACAGUAUCAGAGUCUUUCCUCACAUUUUUCUUCUCUGUUUAGAUUUGCCUGACUUAAUUGAUCUUUGUCCGAGCACUAAUGUUUGUAGAUUUCAUAAAUAAAUGAACCGUAUCCUCAUGAGGUGUGCUGUUGAGUCUGGUAUAUAUUAAAAAAGCAACAACCCUUGAGCUGCUUUCCCUCCAUGGCUCUUCUCUGCUCUUCGCCAUAUUUUCUUCUGGAUUCUGGAAAAAAAAUGUCAACUUCAAGGUUGUUGUCCAUGAUUUGUCCAACUUGCGGAUAUUCAUUGGACUUGCUAAUUGAUCUUGUACAUUUUUAUUCAAAUACAAAUUAAACUCCAAGACAACAAUUUUGCCUUUGUAUUUUUUGUUCAUUUGAUGUUGCAUUGUCUGUCAUAGUGGUUCAAAAUAAUUUUGUGAACAUUGUAAGUGACAAGAAAUCCAACAGACAGACUGAGGUCCAAGUGAAUGAUUUGUGUGUCAGUGAUGUAAAUAGCACGCUCACAUUGGUCAUUAUUUUUGCCUGUUCUUAUAAUGGUCUAUCUGCCUCAGCCUACUACAAUAUGAAAAGCUUAUAUACUCUCCAUAAAUACUGUUCAUAUGUAUUUUUUGUCUACCGGUAGUCUACAAUAAAGAAAAAAAGUUGCCAAAUG
Xyrauchen texanus (razorback sucker) is the source of this 3243-nucleotide messenger RNA. Its product is annotated as EH domain-containing protein 1-like. The record is from RefSeq and is a predicted model, not a curated record. NCBI's taxonomy places the organism in Eukaryota, Metazoa, Chordata, Actinopteri, Cypriniformes, Catostomidae. Bases 387 to 1985 code for a protein of 532 amino acids. Gene Ontology annotation, cellular component: plasma membrane; presynaptic membrane; cytoplasm. Gene Ontology annotation, biological process: clathrin-dependent synaptic vesicle endocytosis; endosomal transport. The transcript has 5 exons. Gene Ontology annotation, molecular function: protein binding; calcium ion binding; GTP binding.